Messenger RNA from Amblyraja radiata (thorny skate), 5249 nucleotides. It is a transcript of the gene aff2, whose product is annotated as AF4/FMR2 family, member 2. Gene Ontology annotation, biological process: regulation of RNA splicing. The record is from RefSeq and is a predicted model, not a curated record. Bases 155 to 4045 code for a protein of 1296 amino acids. Gene Ontology annotation, cellular component: nuclear speck; nucleus. Gene Ontology annotation, molecular function: G-quadruplex RNA binding. NCBI's taxonomy places the organism in Eukaryota, Metazoa, Chordata, Chondrichthyes, Rajiformes, Rajidae. The transcript is spliced from 21 exons.
AGAGAUGUUGAUUCUGCCUCGCACAGCCAAGACAGGCAACAUUCUCUCAGUGCGAGAGGCAGCCAGCGCGUUCAGUGCGGACUCACUGUAGGAACAAUCACCUUAUGCCUAGCCGGACGCAGCACUGACAGCGACGCUUGCUCAGCGCUCUGCUAUGGACCUUUUCGAGUUCGACUUCUUCAGAGACUGGGAACUGGAGCAAUCGUGUCACUACGAACAGGACCGAAACGCGCUGAGGAGAAAAGAAUGGGAGAGACGGAAUCAGGAAGUCCAUCAAGAUGAAGAUCUGUUUGCCUCAAGUUUUAAUCUAUUCGGUGAACCCUACAAGUUUUGUAUGCCGUCUAAUAUCUUUCAGACCAGCAAAGGUGAUGCGCUUUCUAGCCGUGUGCAGAAUACUUUAGGGAACUACGACGAGAUGAAGGACCUGCUGACCAACCGUUCCAACCAGAGUCACCUCGUGGGCAUCCCCAAGUCCCUGAUCCCACAGGCGCCCACGGAUAAGAUGGAGCCAAGUUUCUUCAGCGAGCCCAGGACUAAGGUGGUGCCGUCGCACCAAAGUGGCAAUCACUCUUCCUCCUGCAUGCCCCCGCCUUCAUCCUGCCUGUCGCUGAGUUCUACGCUGCUGCACGGGCACCCCAGCAAAAAGUCACGGGUGGAGUGGUCCCGAGGUGGGCACGGGUCGACUGGUGGGCAUGGCCUGCAGAGCAGUAGUCAGCCGGGCAACCAACAGGGCAGGGAGAAGCACCCGGCCUCCCACGAACAGUCCCAGGACAGGUACGGCGACCCGUACGCCGGUCAGAGCGAGCUGCACAAAAGUGACCUGCAGGCCAGUGUGGACGACUGCGUGAAGCUUCAGUCGUCGAGUCCCGGCACCACCUCGCGCUCCAAGCGGCACGGCCACUCCAAGCCGGCCAGCAGCGAUCACUCCUACAAAGACGGCUGCCACAUGAAGUCCCCCAUUGACAUCGACGGUGGCUCCUACUCCUGCGGUUCACCGCUCCCCUCCACCUCCCUGAUUCCUGGUGGCAGCGCUCUCUCCAGCCAGAACUUCCUGCCAGGACUCCACUGCAAGUCCAGUGUUCUUCAGCAGAAGCCCACCGCCUACGUCAGGCCAAUGGACGGGCAGGAACAAGCCCCCAUUGAGUCACCAGAGCUAAAACCCCUGAUGGAAAUCGAGGAUGCUUUCAGUAACCAGGCAUUCGGAAACCUCCUGGAUGUGAAACCCUGCACAACAACCUCCAAGUGCAAGUUACCAAAGCUGACCAUCCCUCAACCGGUAGAGGUCAGCCUUUCCAACGAGUCCAGCUGUGUGGAAGAAAUAUUGCGGGAGAUGACACAUUCAUGGCCUCCUCCCCUAACUGCGAUACACACACCUGGCAAGGCUGAGACAACCAAGUUCCCGAUCCCAAGCAAGGAUUCUCAGCAUCUAACCUCUGGCUACAAUGGACAAAAACGAUGCGAUGUGCAAGGAAAGCCUCCGACCAAGUCUGCCCCGCAAAAAUCGAUGCUGGAAGAUGACUUGAAGCUUAGCAGUGACGAGGAAGAGAGUGAACAGGCAGAAAAAACAAAGAUUCGACCCAUCGCUGUGAACACCAGCGCUCUGCAGAACACCCACGGAGCCGCCUCCGGUCAUUCCAGCGGCGGAUGCAGCAGCUCGAGCGAGUCUGGGAGCAGUUCGGAGUCCGACUCAGACAGCGAGAGCACCUCCAGUGACAGUGAAUGCAACGAGGCGCCCCGCACCGCAACACCAGAGCCUGAACCACCAUCGACCAACAAGUGGCAGCUGGACAAAUGGCUGAACAAAGUUACGUCGCACAGCAAGACCAUCAUCAACAACCAAGCCGACUGCGAUGAGCUGAGUGACCCGCUGUCCCAGAGGAACCAAGAGAUUGACGCGCAGAUCAAAGGGAAGCAGGUCCUUCCACUGCCUCAGGCAGAUUCCAAAGAUCGAGUCCUACUUGUGCCCAUCAGGGAGAAAGCCAAACCGAGGUCCACUCAGAAAGUGGCGGAAGGGAAGCCAGCGAGGCAGAAGUCCCCCGUGUACACCGAGCCUGCUCCGUCGAGGAGGACCACGGGCAAGUCGCAGCCCAGGAGGGUGGAACGGGCUCCGAGCGUCGAGGAACAUGCCUGGCUUCGCCCCGGCAACCCCAGCAGUACCCCCAAAGACAGGGAUGGGCGAGGAAGCUCGGCCGACCAAGCCAAGGCCAAGGGGAAAGCGGGCGGCUGCAAGGCAGGGGCCAGGAAGGAGCCACGGAGUAUCGCCGCAGCGACGGCAGCAGCGACGGCAGCCGCGACGGCAGCCGCGCCGGCCCCUGUGGAGAAGAGGAAGCACCGCGUGCCUGGUAAGAUUGUGCCUAAGUCGAGGGAGUUUGUGGAGACGGACUCAUCAGACUCUCACACGGACCUCGAGGAAGUGGUAGCAGUGGCGGCGGCUAAAGCCGUGACCCCUCCCGCCGUGACCAGCAACUCGGUGAAAACCAAGGACUGCGUGGGCGCGACGGAUUGCCCCAACGUUUGCCCCAUGGACAGCUCCGCCCUGGACAAAGGGCCCAUCGAUUUGGAAGAGCUAUCCUUCUCGCCUCUCCCACUCCCGCAGAACGAACCUCUAUCACCCCUGAGAGACUACGAGGAGAUCAAGUCACUUUGGGUGAAAUUAGAUCUCAGCCUUCUGACCCGGGUCCCUGGACUGGCAGUGGAAGAAAACGUGGUGGGAAAGCCAGAGAUCAGACCACCCAACAGUAAACACAACAAUCAGUCCCCUUCAACGGUGAUGGAUAAAAACACCAUUAAAACCAAACGGAAACACAAGAUGGAGAACACAGAAGGUCUGUGCGAGCUCAAGAAGCAACACAUAGAGAAGGAACCCACGGCGCCGAUGCUUCUUCCCGCCAGCUGCUCGGCAAGUUCCAGCCACAAGGUCCUGAGCAGUAAAGAGUUAACAAAACAGUUGACCACCAAAAGGGACCGGAAGUUCCCACCUCCGCUCUCGCCACUGCCGGAUGAACCUGAGUCCAAACGCGGAAUAAACGAGAGCGAGCUCCUUGGCCAGGAGAGCAGCAGUAACUCCGUACCAAGCAGUGCCUCACAGCCCUCCACGCAAUACAAACACCGCAAACCCGACAACAAGCCCACGUGCCACGCAAAAAACACCACCGAGAACGAAUCGCAUCCCAGCUUGUCAAGCAAUGUCCAAGAGAACAGCCAAUCGCAAACGGAUACUUGGAUGUUGAUAUCCAAUGGUCAUUCAGAACCACGAAGACCCAAGUUGACUUUUGAUGACACGUCUCAUAAUGCCGAUUACUACAUGCAAGAGGCCAAGAAGCUGAAACAUCGAGCUGACGCACUGCUUGAUAAGUUUGGAAAAGCAGUUAAUUAUGCAGAUGCAGCACUCUCAUUCAUUGAAUGCGGGAAUGCCAUGGAGCGUGACCCAUUAGAGGCAAAAUCCCCAUAUACCAUGUAUUCCGAGACGGUGGAACUCAUCAGGUACGCCAUGAGGUUAAAGAAUUUCACCCGCUCCUUGGCAACAAUAGCGGAGAAGAAAUUGGCAGUUUUAUGUUACCGAUGCUUAUCCCUUCUCUACUUGAGGAUGUUCAGACUUAAGAAAGAUCACGCCAUGAAAUAUUCCCGAUCUUUGAUGGAAUAUUUUAAGAGUUCUUCGAAAGCAUCGCAAGCACCGUCUCCUUGGGGAACGAAUGGAAAAACCACGGGAACAGCCUCCCCUUUGUCACCCAGCCCAUCUCCAGUCAGCUCCGUCGGGUCUCAUGGGAGCAGCACCAGUACUACUGCGUCUUCACCCUCAGCAACCAUCAGCAUUCCCCAACGGAUCCACCACAUGGCUGCCAGCCACGUCAACAUCACCAACAACAUCCUCAGGAGUUACGAGCACUGGGACACUGCUGACAAGUUGGCCAGAGAGAACAAAGAAUUCUUUCACGAGCUGGACACAUUGAUGGGGCCACUAACGCAACACAGCAGCAUGACCACCCUGGUCCGUUACACCCGGCAGGGACUGCAUUGGUUGAGGGUGGAAGCCCACUUAUUGUAGUGACUGUGCUGCACGCUGCUUUUUAAUUUUCCGUUCAGUUGGCAUUUCCAUCUCUACCUCUGCCAGGACCACGAUCGGCGGAUGCCCCCCCCCUGCCAGUCCCGGGCACCGAAUCCAAACCACCGGCGAUGUAUCUCUCCCCCUCCCUCUCCCCCCGCUGCCCUGCAGCCUGCCUCUGCCAGAGGACAUUGUCUCCCCAUGGCCAAUAGUUUGACCGAGAGCCUGUGCUUCGAGGGAGGGGAGGAGAGCCCCAGCGGGCCACGAGGAGUGGAGGAGUGAAGUACCAACGUCAUAUGUUUCUGUGCUUUCAUCUGAGUGCAUCGAUUUCUGCUCGCCUUUGCGAAGACAACAGGCACUGUACACUGCCCAAGGGCCAAGACAAGUCAAAACCAGGAAAAGUAUGAUGUGUCUGAGAGAGAGAGAGAGAGAGAGCGAGAGAGAGGGAGAGAGCGAACUAAAAUGAAAGAAGCGACUAUGCCGAGUUACGAAUGGAAAUCCCCAACAAGAAUCAGAUCCAAAUAAAUCAUUGUUGUGCUUCCUUGUGACUCAGGCUGAGAGGGGUAAGCACUGGGUCAUGGCAGAAUGUUUGAACGUCAGACUGUGAGCCCUGAGGUCAGAACAGAGUCUGACAUUUACACAGGCAAGUCGUUUGACUCUUGAUUUUGUACCCUUUCUAAAGGAAAAUGUACUCGAGUAGAAAUGGAAAACUGAGCAUUGAACAGAGGUCUGCUCUACUUGCUUUCUGCACAAUGGGGACUCACCAUCUCCCAUGUUGUCAGGUAUGCCUUAGAGAUUGGUGAUCACAAGCACUUUUUUUUGUUGCAAAUAUUUAUUAGGAUAGAAUUCCUAACACCUAGGUAAUGUGUGAAGGAAAAUUUCCACGGUCCUGGCCUUGCCAUUUAUAAGGAUGAGCCCAAAACUUGGGCUGUGUAUAUUUUCAAAGGUGAAUUUCAGUCCUUCCAAUCGUCAUGACAAUAUCUUCAGACACAUCCAGCUUCUAUUUUCAGCACCAGGAGAUCUUUGAUACUCUUGUGAUCUUUUUUUUAUAUAUCAAGUUAUGCCACAUUGUAACCCAUACCAAAAUAUGGAACUGAAAAAUGUCCUCCAACUGUGAUAAGAUGAUGCUUGAACAUUUGAGGGGAUGGAACGUUCAAAGAACUAAGGUAUCUCCAAAGUGGACGAAAGGAUCUAUUGAGAGAAAAAA